AUGGGGGAUGGGGCGGUGUCGACACAGAGGGGCAACCCCGUGCUGAAGUUUGUGCGUAAUGUGCCCUGGGAGUUUGGUGACGUGCUUCCCGACUAUGUGCUGGGCCAGAGCACCUGUGCCCUGUUCCUCAGCCUCCGCUACCACAACCUCCACCCGGACUACAUCCACGGGCGGCUGCAGAGCCUGGGGAAGAGCUUCGCCCUGCGGGUCCUGCUCGUCCAGGUGGACGUGAAAGAUCCACAGCAGGCCCUCAAGGAGCUGGCUAAGAUGUGCAUCCUGGCUGACUGCACCCUGGUCCUUGCCUGGAGCUCUGAGGAGGCCGGGCGGUACCUGGAGACCUACAAGGCCUAUGAGCAGAAGCCGGCGGACCUCCUGAUGGAGAAGCUGGAACAGGACUUUGUCGCCCGGGCCCGGAGGCUGUUUGAUGUCCUACAUGAGCCCUUCUUGAAAGUGCCCCGAUGA
Puma concolor (puma) is the source of this 462-nucleotide messenger RNA. NCBI's taxonomy places the organism in Eukaryota, Metazoa, Chordata, Mammalia, Carnivora, Felidae. The record is from RefSeq and is a predicted model, not a curated record.